AUACUGGCGCAAUGCACGCACAACGAUGGCAAUUGGUAUAACUUUCUAAAUUUUGCAACACUGUAAACACUUUUUGUGAUAAGUAAACUAUUGUAUUAAUUAUUUAUUUAUUACAUAUUAUUUUUUAUCAUCAAAUUUCAUUUUCAAAAGAUUCGCUUUUCAAAAUAGAAGCCCAAUUAUGGAAAUAAAAGAAUUAGAUAGUUCUACGACACAUGCAAUAGUUCAAAUGUCAGAGACUGAUGCUCUUGGAAAAAGCAUUCGUCUCGUCCCUUGUUUAUGGAUCGCAAAAACUGACGACAAAUGGGUUUGCUUAUAUCCACAAAAAAAAGAUAGCUCUCAAGUUGAAAGUAUGGUCAAAGGUAGUGUUCCACCUCGUGCAGAUUUUGACCGUUACGACAUUAAAAUUGUAAAAGAAGCAAAAAGUUUUGAAGAAGGUGAAAGGAAAUUAAAUCGAAUUUUUGAUAUUGAUAACGCUGAAACUUCUUCAGAUUAUUUUGCUAAUGAAAGUAAUUCAAGGAAAAGGUUUAGAAAUUGCGAAUACGACGAAUCGAAUGAACCAUUUUAUGCUGAAGACAACUCGGUAUAUAAUCUUAAUAGUCCAAUGAGGAUUACACCAGACUUUUCAUCAACUAAAGAAAAUACUGAGAAAACUGAAAACAAUGCCACUGAUUCUUGGGAAGAAUUUUUGGAUAAAAAACUAGAGGCAAUUGAGACGAGAAUAAUAACUAAAAUUGAAUCAGUAAAACGUAGUAUUUCACAUGAAUUGAAUAAAAAGACGGAGGAAAUUUUAAAUCAUUUGACAUCAAAUACUGAAGCUUCAAUUUUAGAAAAUAAUGACACAAACCAUGCGAUUGGUAUUAGAUUUCCCGUGGAAAAUAUGGAACAAUUUGCUAAAUUAUCGCAAACAAUAUCACAAGAUAGUGAAAAGGAGAAGAAUAUGAAAGUAUUUUUAUAUAGAGCACAACGUGGUUGCAGUAGUUUAAAAGGUAGCCUUUCGAAAAUGCUUUCAUCAGCAAUGACAAAAGCAGUACAAUUAAAAUUUAGUGGACAGGGUCGAAAAGUUAAAGGCAAAGGAAAGGAGAAUUUCAGUGCAACACCUUUAUUUCAAUGCAUAGACGGUAUGAUUGUUUUUUUUUUUUUUUUUUAUUUAUUUAAUUCAUUCAUUUAUUAAAUUCAUCAAUGAAUGAUUCUCCGCAUAGCGCACAAUUUCAUGUCCCUCAUAUUUUUUUUUAAGAAAUUAGUUGCACAUGUGGUAAUAAAUCCAACGUGAAAUAUUAAUUUUGAUAUUUACAAAUAGAAGCAAAUAGGCGUUUUUAUUUAUAAUUUAAUUAUAUAUUGAUUGAAAAAGAUAAACAGGGUGGUCAUCGAACUUUGAAACACCUUAAAAAUCGGGAAAACAAUGUGAAUUUAGUUACACCUUUGAAAGAACUGUGAAUUCGCCUUGAACUUUUUAAUUCAAACUUGAAAUUUUAUUUAAAUAUUAACAUUUUUAUUUUAUUUUAAAUUCAGGGAAAUUUUACGUUAAACCGAUAUUUUUCUUAAUUACGUUUAAAUCAAGUUUUAUUAUUUUUUAAUAAUUAUAUGAAGGUGGCAAAAGGGGUAAAAUGAAAAAAAUUUUACGGGCGUUGAAAACUACCUGAAAAGUCCUUCAGAAAAUCCUAUUUACAAAUUAAAAUUUAUAAAGUUUUAUUAUAGUUAUAAAAAUUAAAAACUAUUAAUUAAAAUUUCAACUCCCACUAAUUUAUAUAAUUUUUUCUUUAAUAAGCUAAUAUUUUAGAGAUUUGUUACUCUCGCAUAUAGAACAACAAUUUACCAAAGUAUUAAGACAAUUCAAUAACUUUUAAUUUAAAGUGACUAUUUUCUCAGAGAAUAACUCAUAAGUGAAAAAUUAUUAAAAUUAAACUUAAGAAUUUUAAAAUAUAUUUCAAAAAUAUAUCGUAGCGAUCUCGGGGAAUUUUCAAGGAAAUUUUAUUACCUUUAUAUCUGCCUCUCAAACUUUUUGUUUACAUUUAAGUACAAAAGAUAUCUUAAAUUAAAGGUCAUAAUAAUAAUGGGCGGAUUAAAAAUCCGAAAAAUAAUUAAAUCAGUUGCAAUUCGAGUAUUGACCUGUUUACAAUGUUAUAUGUAAAUUUUGUAAUUUCCAAAUAAAAAUUUAGCUGUA
Leptopilina boulardi is the source of this 2161-nucleotide messenger RNA. RefSeq lists its product as uncharacterized. The record is from RefSeq and is a predicted model, not a curated record. NCBI's taxonomy places the organism in Eukaryota, Metazoa, Arthropoda, Insecta, Hymenoptera, Figitidae. The transcript has 6 exons. The coding region runs from base 179 to 1171 and encodes 330 amino acids.